AUGCAACAACGUAAUCGACCAAAGUCUUCGCCAUGUAAUUCAACACCAGAAAGCAAAGGGGGAAGGAAAAAAGCAGCCGCUUUGCUCGCCGAUGCCACGCUUGCUACUGUAUGCUCUAUUUUACAGUGUAGAAAGCAAAAUCCUAAGACGCAAGGACAAUUUUUUGGUUUAGGACUUAAUGAAAAGGAUCAGGAGGUAUGAUGGAAGACCACAGAAACAAAAGAGCAAGAGUCGUCGUCCCGUGGCACAGAUAAAGCGCCGAAAUUAAUUACCGAGAAUGCUGAGGAAAUCACGGAUGAGAUCGAAGGUGAGUCACAAGAAAAUCCUCGAGUCGCCGAGAUUAAACGCAGGGCCAGUGUAACCAAGUCUGAUAGUACGGACAAGAUGCAGGAAUUAACAGAGUUGAGGAUACUUAUCAAUCGGAUUGAAGAAUUAGAAGUGGCGAAUCGUAAAUUGACGCUGCAAAUGAGGCGCAUGAAAAAACAGCUGUCGGAAAAAGAAAGGACAAGCCAACAAGAAGCGAUCGCUCUUCGUGGUUUGGAAAUUAUGAAACGGAAUCAGUUACUCGAACACAGUGUACGUAACGUUGAACGAACGAUGCUUUGUAAUUUCUUCGAAGCUGUUGAACCAAAACCAACUCAAGAAGUAAGCGUUUAUUUGCUAGUCUUAUUUAAAAUUGUACAGACAAGACAAGGCUGA
Molecule: messenger RNA, 699 nt
Organism: Angiostrongylus costaricensis
Lineage: Eukaryota; Metazoa; Nematoda; Chromadorea; Rhabditida; Metastrongylidae
Source: the annotation of a GenBank genome assembly